CAAAAAGGGUUCCCAAUCAUAUUAAAGUUGUUCGUUAUCUCUGCUGGAUUGAAAGAGCAGUGCUAACGAAUAACUUUUGGCGGGAAUGACUCAAGACUCAAUAUUGAUGCCAACAAAACGUAACUACUUUAUUGUAAGGAGUAAGGUUAUGUAAGGUUAGUUUCCGUUUAUUUUUCUUUUUGUAUUUUCGAAAAAUGCCAAUAGACCACAAGAGAAUAAACGGUCCGGAAGAUACGGUGCCAUACCAAUUGUUUUCAAAAUUAAACACAAAGUCUCUCUCCAAAAAAUUCAAAGAAAUUUUGAAAGAUGGAAAACGAAAUGAUUCAAGGGCUCCGCUGGAGCACCGAAAAAUUUUCCUGAAAUCUGGCAUUGUCACUCAAGCUAAGGGUUCUGCAUAUAUUGAACUGGAUAAAACCAAGGUAAUAGUUUCAGUAUACGAUCCACGAGAGAUUCCUAACAGACAAGAUUAUUCUCUGAAAGGCGAAAUAUAUUGCGAAUUCAAAUUUGCACCUUUCGGCUGCACUAAACGCCGCCUGCACCAGCAAGAUGCUGAAGAAAAACAAUACAGUGCUCUAAUGAAGCAAGCUCUAGAAUCUACAGUCUGUCGACAUGAAUUCCCAAAUUUCCAAGUUGAUAUUUAUGCUCUAGUUCUUCAGAAUGACGGAUCUUGUCUGAGUGCUGCCAUAACAGCUGCUGGCCUAGCAUUAUCUCAUGCAGGAGUACCGAUGUAUGACAUGAUCACAUCAGUAACGGUGGGUAUCCAGAAUAAUGUCACGUUGUUAGACCCAACAUCAGUAGAACAAAACCUGUGUGAGGUUCCAAUAUUUGAGAAUAAAGAAAAUAAGGAACAUGGGGUGGUUGUUGUAUCCAUGCUACAUACACAUAAACAAAUAUCUCAGUUUCACCAGUCAGGAAGCAUUUCUUUGGAUAAGUUGAACGAGGUCAUUGGAGUUCUUGAGAAGGGAUGUGAAGAAAUUGUGCCUCUUGUUCAAAAAUCUCUAGUUAGGCAUGUGAUCAAGACUCUGCAAAGUUCUGGUGAUUAGUUAAUAAAUUAAUUGUUUUCAAGCGAUUUUUACUUCUAAUACUAAAGCAAUUCAAUGUUUUCUUUCUCUGGAAUUCCAUUCUGUUAUCUAUUUAUUGAUCCAUAAUGUUUUACUCUUUACACCAGUUAUUAUCAAAAUUUUGUACCAUGAUGAAUAAAGAAUGUUUUCAAUAUUUUUUAA
This is a messenger RNA of Leptinotarsa decemlineata (Colorado potato beetle), 1223 nucleotides long. Its product is annotated as exosome complex component MTR3. The record is from RefSeq and is a predicted model, not a curated record. Gene Ontology annotation, molecular function: RNA binding. Gene Ontology annotation, cellular component: nucleolus; cytoplasmic exosome (RNase complex); nuclear exosome (RNase complex). Gene Ontology annotation, biological process: U4 snRNA 3'-end processing; nuclear mRNA surveillance; rRNA catabolic process. NCBI's taxonomy places the organism in Eukaryota, Metazoa, Arthropoda, Insecta, Coleoptera, Chrysomelidae.